Messenger RNA from Pistacia vera, 903 nucleotides. RefSeq names its product extracellular ribonuclease LE-like. Gene Ontology annotation, cellular component: extracellular region. Lineage: Eukaryota; Viridiplantae; Streptophyta; Magnoliopsida; Sapindales; Anacardiaceae. The transcript has 4 exons. The coding region runs from base 48 to 731 and encodes 227 amino acids. The record is from RefSeq and is a predicted model, not a curated record. Gene Ontology annotation, molecular function: ribonuclease T2 activity; RNA binding. Gene Ontology annotation, biological process: RNA catabolic process.
UCCAAAUCAAUUCACACCAACUUAAGUGAGAGUAACGGAAAGGAGAGAUGAAGUCCAAAUUCUACUCUGUUUCCAUCAAAUUUCUAAUCAUUCACCUUCUGUCAGUUCUUUGUGUUUCUCAAAGCUUCGAUUUCUUCUACUUUGUUCAACAAUGGCCAGGGUCGUAUUGUGACACAUCACAGAGUUGCUGUUAUCCAACGUCGGGAAAGCCUGCACCGGACUUCAGUAUUCAUGGACUCUGGCCUAAUAAUAACGAUGGCAGCUAUCCUUCAAACUGUGAUCCCAAUGAUCCCUUCGAUAAAUCUAAGAUUUCAGAUCUGACAGGCAGUAUGGAAAAGAGCUGGCCAUCACUGGCUUGCCCAAGCAGCAAUGGGUUAAGCUUUUGGUCACAUGAAUGGAAUAAACAUGGAACCUGCUCAGAGUCUGUGCUUAACCAACAUGGUUACUUCCAAGCUGCUCUCAACUUAAAAAACCAAGUCAAUCUCCUCCAAACUCUAAAAACUGCAGGAAUACAACCAAAUGGAGAGUCUUAUAGCUUGGAAAGCAUUAAAGGUGCUGUAACAAAAGGAAGUGGGUACACCCCAUGGGUUGAAUGCAAUGCUGAUGAAUCGGGAAACAGCCAGCUUUACCAGAUUUACUUGUGUGUAGACACAUCUGCCGCCAAUUUCGCUGAAUGUCCAGUGUUUCCAAAGGGAAAAUGUGGCUCCCAGAUUACAUUCCCUUCCUUCUAGUGGGAGUAUUAUAUCUUUUUUAAUAAAUUUAAUAGAAGAUUGAUCUACAAACACUUUGUUGCAUUCUUGUUAUAUUCUACCAUCUGUUUUUUUUUUUUUUUUUUUUUAACUAUUUUGUACCAAGUAACAGAUAAAUCAGUAUGGCUUUCCAAGGUAAUAACAGGAUUUAUUA